AUGCUGCUGCACGGAGCGCAAUCUCCCCCGCCAGCACCCGUUACCCACCACCAGCCCGACCUGGCCACGCGACCACGGCGCAAGAGGAAAGCCGAGACGCAAGACAACGAGCGCCUCUCGAAGCGAUUAAGUCUUCUCAAUCUAGAACAAAAUGGCCAGAAGCUCUACGUCCCCGUUGAAACACCCAAUGCCCCAGCCCUCCCCGCCUCCGCCCUGACCCCAGCAGCGCGGGCGGCGGCGGCUGCGGCCUCGCCUGCCCAUGACGACGACGACAUGCACCUCGACGACACGAAGCACAAGGUCUACAUCUACUCCCUCGACGACGAGCUGUCGUCCUCCGACUCGGACCCCGACGACGGCAGGCUCGUCUUCCUGCCCGACAUUGAGCGCCACCUGCGCGCCGCCCGCCUCGUCGAUCCCGGCGCCGCCCCGCUCGUCUCCGUGCCGCGCCCCAUCCCGCCCGCCCCCGACGGCUCCCUCGCCGGCAUGCAGGUCGUCCUCUACCAGGACCCGGCGUCGCUGACCGUGCCGAGCGAGAAGGACAGCGUGCGCAAGGCCAUCAUCGAGUCGCGCGCCCGCACCCGCGCCCGCCAGCGCCUCGAGCGGGACGGCUGCGGCGACGUCGUCGAGAUGCCGCCGCGGCUCGACCCUCGCGUCGUGCAGGGCCUGAUGGCGGCGCAAGGCACGGGGGUCGAGCCCAUGGCGACGGGACAGGACGAUGAUGCGGACGCCAUGGAGCUGGACUGA
Messenger RNA from Verticillium nonalfalfae, 747 nucleotides. RefSeq lists its product as uncharacterized. The coding region runs from base 1 to 747 and encodes 248 amino acids. The transcript is spliced from 2 exons. The record is from RefSeq and is a predicted model, not a curated record. Lineage: Eukaryota; Fungi; Ascomycota; Sordariomycetes; Glomerellales; Plectosphaerellaceae.